This is a messenger RNA of Hypomesus transpacificus, 448 nucleotides long. It is a transcript of the gene atp5f1e, whose product is annotated as ATP synthase F1 subunit epsilon. The transcript is spliced from 3 exons. Lineage: Eukaryota; Metazoa; Chordata; Actinopteri; Osmeriformes; Osmeridae. Gene Ontology annotation, biological process: proton motive force-driven mitochondrial ATP synthesis. Gene Ontology annotation, cellular component: mitochondrial inner membrane. Gene Ontology annotation, molecular function: proton-transporting ATP synthase activity, rotational mechanism. The record is from RefSeq and is a predicted model, not a curated record. The coding region runs from base 74 to 223 and encodes 49 amino acids.
GUUUCGUAGACAAAGUUUACAACGUCAUCACGCACAUAUCUGACCUGUCCUUGAGCGGAAGAUCACUGGCAAAAUGGUUGCAUACUGGAGACAAGCGGGCCUAAGCUACAUUCGCUUCUCUGCGAUCUGCGCGAGUGUCGUGCGCUCGGCGCUUAAGCCACCGUUUAAAGCUGAAGCACUGAAGCUCGCUGAAGCCAACGUCAAAGUCUCUAAACCAAAAUAAGCAUGAUCGAAGGUCAUCUUAAAGACAUCUAAUGGGAGUUCUUCUGGCGUUUGAGGACCAGCCUUACAAAUCUGUGCAUCUAUGAUUGGACAGAGAUGGAAGGACGACAUUUGUCUGUUGAUGGUGAAGAGAUGUGGGAGCUACUUUAAUGGAACUAAAAUGUUGUUCUUCUUUAAUUUGUAACAAAGGAAAUAAAUUACUGUAUUAAAACUAUUUGAAAUGGGA